CUAGGCAUUCAGCCCUAGAGUUAGACCCAUAACCUUGGCAAUCGAAAUUAGGCUAGAGAACUAUGCAGACAUUAGCCCAGGACUCUGCUCCUUCCACGUCUAAGGAUGAAUCCCUGGCUAACCUCACGUCAGUUCGGAUCUCCCCAGGUUUACUUUUAUGUCUACGCAUUAGAGCGCCGGAGUUUUGCGUGCUGGCUGCUUGUAAAUAAAUAGACAACAAUUAGGGGAACCUAUGACAACAACACCUGGAUAAUGGAAAGGUGCGUGGCAAGCGGUGCAAGUUGGCUUCAUGUGGAUACAAAAAUAUAUCCAUUGCCGAGGGCAAAGGAUUAGGUCUGGAAAGGGAAUGCACAAAUGCGCGUCGGAAUGCCUCCCCCAGUGGCCAUUAAAUUAAUCAAGUCAAAUGAAAUCUGCAUAUAAAAUCAGCGUUAUAGGCCCCCACCAUUCGCUCAUUGUUGGCGUGUUGAAUUUGCAUUUUUCCCCGGCGCCCCACUAAUAAAUUUGUAUGUCAAUAGAAAAAGGCAGGCAGCCAGAACCCAAGGGGCUGCUCCACCAAAAAUAUAUCCUGGCAGCGCUUUGAACUGCGCAAGGACACAUUCUGUUUAUGCGCCCCGAGAAGUUUACGAGCGGCCACGCUCCGCCAGGCCAAGUUGGCGUAUCAAAACAAAUUCUAAGUAUUGUAAUUCGAAAUUUUUCAAAGCAAAUAAAAGCAGUCGAGUUUUAACACUCGCGCCAAACACAACGCAGUGCAGAGAGCUGGCGUCGUAGCUCCAACGAAAUAUUUCAAAAAACUCAAUUAAAUACAAAACAAAAAUAUAUAAAAAAUAUAAGAAAAUAUAAAACAUAUUAUUAAGCCAUUUUGUCACAGCAGAAGUGGGUGGUUACUUACACCCCUAGGUAAAUUGCCUAUCCCUCUAUUCCCGUGUUAAAGCCAAAGUGCAAAGUGCAUUAGCCUUCUCAGACUGUACGUGGCCAAGUUAUUGCCCUCUGGCCAGGAAAAUCGAUACAAUUGCAUGGCGCUUGUUUUGUUUUAUGGCCAACUGCAACUGCAACAAUUGAUAGUCUUUGGACUGUGUGAUAAAAAUCGCUACUGCAGUGGCGCGCGAAUUCAAUUGCCAAAGGACCAAGUUUUGUUAACCAUAUUUCACCGAGGGUGAAUCUAAUUGAAAUGCAACCCCCGGGUUUAGGAAACUUUGGUGCUUGCACCUGUGCAACUGUUGACUUUGCAACCCCAUCCCACUUGGCUGAUAAUCAAUUUGGCCCAGACCAUUUGGCCACAAAUGGCAGUUGAGUUGAGCGUUGUUGUGCGGUUGACAUGAACAUUGUGUGGAAUUUCGGUUUAUGUCAGCCGCGGGUAAAUCACAAAUCAUUGUGGCCCUAAUUUGCAGUUGCUGUUUCUGCCAGGCCUCCUUUAUUUUUUACUAUUAUAUAUAUUUUUUUUUUUGCUACUGCCAGGAAGUUGGCGAUUCCGACUCUGAGUCGGCACAAGUUGCAGUUGCCUCUUUAGUUGCCAGUCGGAUGUGGCACGUGCUGAGGUCACAGCUCCUCCAGUUUAAAGGAUCCCUCGUCGUCCUGUGCAAUUUUAUCGAUUCGCCCGUCAAAUGUAACACACAAAAAAAAAAAAAAAAUCACAGGAACUUAAUGCAAAAGUUUUCGGUUUUUUCUCCGCAUUAAGUUAAUUGCCAGGCAGUGCCGAGAACCAGUCUGUAUAGAGUCGUAUAUAGACAUAGUCCCCGAUCCAAAUUCGAAUAGUAACCCACUCAGAUAUGAGUGAUACCGAUGCGGUGAGUUUUGCUUGAAGUACCCAUAUAUAUCCAUUUAUAUUUUGGAGCUGCACUUAGCGCACACCGAUUCGCCCAUGCACAAAUGAUUUACGAGCAUAAUUUGCAUAGGGAAUGAUCCAGGUUAAUGGUUGUAUUAUUCCGCCGACCUUGCACAUACAUCAUUGUCAGUGGAUGGAACCCUUUGCGCAACAAAUCAAACAGCGAUUUCUUGUGGCCCGUCGAUUUGGGCCUUAGAACUGCCAAAACUUUUGUUGAAUCAAUAAGCCACAAAAACAAUUUGGGUCACGUUACAGCUGGCAACCGAAUUUCAUGACAAAAUUCCCUAAUGGUAACCAAAGACCGCCGCCCGAACGCCAAAUACCCAAACAUCCUUAUAGCCAUAUAGCCAUACAUAUAGCCAAGUAGCCAAGUAGAGAAUACCAAAACAAUAAAAUGUAAACAAAUGCAGAAAGAGCCAUCAAAUUUGAAAGCACCCACUCAAUGUGAACUAUAUUGAUACGUCUGUUCCGAUACACGAGCCGUAGCUCCACCAUUGGCACUUGGCACCCCCACAGUUGGCAGAAGUAAAAGUAAGCCCACAACGAUAUAUGGCCAUACAUAUGCAAAUGAUAUGGGCCAGUCUGCCGGGGCAGAGGAGCAUGUGGGUGUAUAUCGGUGGCAUUGGCCACCAAAAAGCGGCUCCGCCACAUAUUGGGUUACCAGACACUUGCACAUUUCUGCACCGACACCGCAGGCGAGAAGUUCUAGUCCUUCGCUAGGAUGUACGGCACGGGAAAGGAUCGCUCCGGCCAGGAGGUUUCUCCACAGGAUUACCCAGUGCAGCAGCAGCAGCGUGCUCAGUCCAAGUCAGAGUAUGUCAUGGAUUCCGCAUCUGUAGAUCGUCCUCAGCAGCAGUUGAGACCGCAAUCCACGCAGGAUUAUGUGCCCUAUGAGUCCUCCGAUUCAUCUGUGGAACGAAAGAAAGAACAGCCAAGAGCUCAGUUAAACACAGAUUAUAACAAUAGCAACAGCACUUCGGAUAGUGCCUCCUACGGCUCCGAUUCAGUUUCCAAACAGCAGAUCCGAUCUCAGCCGAAUCCAGAGUACCAGAGCAAUGUAGGACCUGCCUAUGAGGCACCUAGAGAUGAGCGCGGUCAACUGCAGCCACAGAGAUCCCAGCCAGCUGCCGAUUACUCCGCAUAUGAACGGCAGCAACGCCCGCCGCCAACGACAAUAGAUUACACCACCGGCUAUAAUGCACCACCCAAAGAUCGCACCACCCUGUCACGCAGCAACUCGCGACCCACCCUCUCACCCAAUCCCAAGCUCCAAAGUAUACCCAAUUCCGAGUAUGUGCGACCACCACAGAACUUUGUCUUGCCACCGCAGAUGCGUCCCGCCGUGGGGCCACCACAGCCGCGUCCUCCGUUCGCCGGAGCCAGGCCGAUGGUCGGAAUGGGACCACGUCCACCCAUGCCGCCGAACAUGGCGGCUAGGCCACCACCACUGCGCAGCACAGACAGCAAGAGCAACCUGCUAAUGGGUCCACCGAUGCGACCGGGCAUGCCACCGCAACUCAACAUGCAGCAGGCUCGUCUGCCCAAUGCCGGCGGGCAGCUUAGUCCGCCGGGCCAGGGACCACCAAGGCCACCAGGCGGAUUUCCCUGGAAUCCAGCCGGGGCACCGGGAAUGCCGCCUGGAGCACGUCCGCCCCAGAAUAUGACGCGACCGCCGCCACCCACUUUUGCACGCCCGCCGCCGGGUCAGCCGCUGCAGGCGCCCUUCAAUCGACCGCCCUUCAACCAGCCGCCCAUGCAACCGCAACAGCAACAACAACAACCACCACAACAGCUGCAGCAGCAGCAGCAACACAUGCAACAGCAACAGCAGCAGCAACUACGCCCACUUUCGGCAGCCAGUGCACACAACAACAACGAUGACGACGACGACGUGGUCAUGGGUCCCGCGGUGACCCCGCUCAAGACCUUCAACCCGAGGCCCGAUCCCAUGGGCGAGCCCCUACUGGAGGACAUCGAGCCGCCCUUCCAGACGAGCCCCCCAGCCGGAGAAUCCAAAAAGGGGCCCGGCUUCAAGGGUGACAAUGACAGCGGCGUUGAUGAGUCCACUCAGGAGAAGGAUCGCAACGGACCCAACUCGCCCAGUUCGCCCGUGAAAACGCCCACAUCGACCUCAUCGAAGCCGGACAAGUCGGGCACGUCGCGUCCACCGAGUGCCACGCCCUCGAACAAGUCAGCCCCCAAGUCGCGCAGCGCCUCCAAGAACCGCUUGCUCCUCAAGACCCCAGAGCCCGAGCCAGUCAAGAAAGUUCCAAUGAACAAGGUACAAGUCGGACAUGCGCCUUCACCCAAUCUGAAGGCGGUGCGCUCCAAGAUCGGAUCCCUGGACAAUGCCACCUAUAAGCCGGGUGGCGGCCACGUGAAAAUCGAGUCCAAGAAGAUCGACAUCAAGGCGGCACCGCGCAUCGAGGCCAAGAACGACAAGUACAUGCCAAAGGGCGGCGAGAAGAAGAUAGUUACAACAAAGUUGCAGUGGAACGCCAAGUCCAAAAUUGGUUCGCUGGAGAAUGCCGCCCACAAGCCGGGAGGCGGGGACAAGAAGAUCGAGACCCUGAAGAUGGACUUCAAGGACAAGGCCAAGCCGAAGGUGGGCUCGACGGCCAAUGUGAAGCAUCAGCCGGGUGGCGGAGACAUCAAGGAUAACAACCCGAAGGAUAUCCAAACGCAAAAACUAGAAAUUAAGGCACAAAGCAAAGUUGGCUCUUUGGAUAAUGUAAAGCACAAGCCCGGUGGCGGUGAGAAGAAGAUUUUCGAUGAUAAGGAUUAUUUGAAAAAUGUUGAACACUCUGUUGCACUGACAACACCACCAACACAGUUUGCGGCACAAGGGCGCUUGAUUGCCACGAUCCAUCUAGAAUUCGGUCUCUGUAACUCAGACUGUAGUCCACUACCAUCCAUGACGGCUUCUGGCGCUGAUGAAAAUUUAAAUCAACAAAGCUAAAUGCCGAAAUGCCCGAAAUGCAUGUCGAGCUGUAUCUGAAAAACUGAAUCUGAAACUGACUCUUUCUUUGCAAGCUAAGAUCGAAAGUGAAAUACGAGCAGCUAAUUUGAAACGUACUAUCUAAGCAAAAUCCACACAAUGCAAAACGAGAGUUAUGCGAUAAUUCCCACACACCCAGACAAUUCACAAGCCAGUAAUGCGAUCAGAUCAAUUCGAUAGAGGUGCAAGCACGCAAUGAGAUGCAGAUACUCGUACAUCUACACCACCACCCCACAUAGAAGCGGUAUUUGGUAUACAAUCGAAGUAUAUUUGACUAGUUGAGCAAUGCACUCUUUAUCAUCAGAUAGCAGACAUGAAUUAUAUAUCUCAAUGUAUUACCAGAACUUCAUAUAUACAUACAAAUCUAUAUAUAUAUACAUAUAUAAAUAAAAGUAUCUAAAUAUUUAAGCAAAUUAUACAAGAAUCGUACGAAUAAAGUGUAUGCUUAGUUGAAAAUGUUACCACUUGACGUCUAAAUGUUAAACGACUAAGAUAAUGCAACCAUUUAGAUACUUUUGCGACCAGUGAAAACCAAAACCAAAACCAACAGAACCGAUACGAAACCAAACAAAACGAACCGAACCGAACAGAAGAGAUAAUACCACGUAUAAGCAUAUUUUUACUAUUAAUUUGUAUCUUAUUAGUCAAGCGCAUCAUUCUCACGAUUUAUUUACACCCUGUUACAAAAUGUAAGAACAAUGGCAAAAUUUAAGCAAAUAAACAAACAAAAAAAACGUUUUUUCAUUUACCAAA
Messenger RNA from Drosophila simulans, 5573 nucleotides. RefSeq names its product microtubule-associated protein tau (gene tau). Lineage: Eukaryota; Metazoa; Arthropoda; Insecta; Diptera; Drosophilidae. Gene Ontology annotation, molecular function: microtubule binding. The transcript is spliced from 9 exons. Gene Ontology annotation, cellular component: neuron projection. Bases 2544 to 4781 code for a protein of 745 amino acids. The record is from RefSeq and is a predicted model, not a curated record. Gene Ontology annotation, biological process: neuron projection development; microtubule cytoskeleton organization.